Seminavis robusta is the source of this 1029-nucleotide messenger RNA. The record is from the annotation of a GenBank genome assembly. NCBI's taxonomy places the organism in Eukaryota, Bacillariophyta, Bacillariophyceae, Naviculales, Naviculaceae.
AGCCCCUCUCGUUAUUAUCUUAAAGCCAAGGUCAAUUCCGUAUAAUUUCAAGAUUUUUGCACCCCAAAGAUUUAAAGCAAAAUUGUAAGCCAGCGCACCGUUACCGGUGUGACGUUGAGUCGAGUGAGUCAAUUGAUCCUCGCAACCACCAGGAGGUCCUCUCCUCUCGGCCUCUCAUCUUCGAUCACAACCCCAAUCAACAUGACAGUCAUCCGCCAUGGCGGAUCCUGCACCUGAUUCCACCCCCGCUUCUGCUGCUUCAGCUCCUGCGACUUCAUCUCAGUCUGACACUGCUGCAAAUGCUGCAGCGUCCGCUGAUUUGACCACAACGACUCGGACACCUCUCCAUUGUCGUUGGACACUGUGGUAUGACAAUCCGCGCUUUGCGCCUGCUGGCACCCUUUGGAAGGACAAUCUCAAGAGAUGCGGUUCGUUUGACAGCGUUGAAGCUUUCUGGAGGUGCUUCAACAAUAUGAAGCCUCCAUCUCAAUUAUCGCUCAAUUCCAAUUAUCACAUUUUCCGAGAGGGUAUCUUGCCGACAUGGGAAGAUCCUACCAAUAUUGACGGUGGGAAAUUUGUCUAUACCAUGCAAAAGAAAAUCUCCAAAACGGGGGUGUGUGACGAAUCCUGGAUGUUUACAGUACUCGCCGCGAUUGGUGAGACUAUGGAUUUGGAUGGGGAUCAAGUUGUGGGUGCCGUGGUUUCCAUUCGCAAGUCACAGGAUCGAAUUGCUCUGUGGAUCAAGAGUAGUGACAAGCACAUUUGUCGGAAUAUUGGCUUGAGAUGGAAAAAGGCACUUGAUAUUCACAAGGUCAAUCUGAAAUUUCAAGUUCACAGGGAUGCGGCAACAACGGGACGGUCUUUCCGGAAUGAGAUCCAGUUUUCUGUCUAAGGUUACAUGUGGAUGAAUGGCACUGCUUCACAAGACAAUAACCAUUGAAAAGUGAUCAUACGGUCAUGAUACACUGACAGGUGCAGAGAGUUUUUUCGUGCCUUCCGAAAUAAAUAUAUAAUAGACACUCUUUUCGU